AUGGGACCCUCUCGCUUGAAGCGCACGUUGACACUAUGCGCAAUGCUUCUGAAUUGGAUUAAAUGUGUCAAUGCAUUGAUAUGUGAUUUCGCAUAUCCGGAUGAUUUACUUGCCAGACACGCUCUCGUAACGUGUCAAAUGGACAUCGACUACUCUGGCCCAGUAACCGCCAUCUGCCCGAGCAGCGUAGAUGACACGAAUUACAUCUGGCAUCCGCAACAAACCGUUGAUCAGGACGUUCAUCUUAACGCUUAUGUCAAUGAAAAUCGCAAGUUCAAGUCCGUUGCCAUUUCGGAUGUCGUGCGCUCUGAAGCCCACACUCCAAUAAUAUGGUUCGAACCAGACGUUUCUCAAACGAAGUUGCAUUUAAACACGUCAGCCAACGAUUUGAUUGCCAUUACCGAACACCGUCUGAUAUUCAUUUGCGGGCCUCAAGAUUUUAUUUUGACUGAAGCAAUACAGCUUUAUCUUCACCUUAACCGCCACCGCUUCGAUGGCCAAACCCAGAUGCUAACGUUCCCAUGGGAUGACUCCACGCCGCUCACUCAUCAAAGUGCUCAUACAGCUCGAGGUUUGGGUGUUCUUACUUUGAAUCGGUUGAAUCGACAUCUGCCUCUUCAAGGGUGUGGCAGCCGUCCCUCUCCACUCUUUUCUUUGGACAGUGAGGUCACUGUGGACCCUAUCACCGGUGUUCGUUCAUGUGUGGCGGAUCCUAUGUCAAAACUCCCUAUCGGAUUUGUUUGCGAAGGCAGGAUUGAACCUUCUGAUUGCAUGAGAUCACUCAUCGACCAUAAUGGAGAGGUUGUGGAUGCCCCUGAACCAUACGCAUACUGGAAUUUUUACAACAGCAAACCCUGGAUAAUAGCCGAAUAUUUCAAUCAAUUAGCACUGCCACCUUUCAAUGGUAAAUGUUGGUGUAAAGAUCACGAAACAGAUCAAGUGAAGGCUACCAUUGAGAUCCGUGCGAAAAGCGAAUACGUCUGUGACAUCGCAAACAUGAUAUGCCUCAAUCGAUGGCACCCAGUAACUGGCCCUUGGUGUUCCGUUGUACUACACCCUGGCAGUACGUUGACCAUAAAGUUCCCAGUAAAGGGUGUCUAUUGGGAUUCUCGUAGCGCUCAUUGUGCGGCUACCUCAUUAAUUCAUAAUAUUCCUAAGUUUACAUUCAAGACAGACUUCUUUCCUACGGACUUGCUUAGGCUGCGACAACUGAGCUCACAGUAUGAUGUUGAUGCUUACGAGGAAGUCUUGUACCAUGAAACCCUUGCUGGAGAUGCCCUCGAUCUGGAUGUUUCACAAAUGUUCCGGGGAGAGGUGAAGCUGAAGUACCAUGCGGGCAAACCUCUCGCUCUAAUAAGAGGUAUAAAUUCAUUCCAUUUUAAUUGGUCGUUGAUAUACAAACACAUGGCUCUCUUUGAUAUGAUUCGCGCAAUCGUGAAUGUAUCCUUUGCGUUUACUCAUCAGUACACAAUUACGGGUUGCGACCGAGAACAAACAAAUCUCUUCGAUCACAAUUUUAGCAAGGAUUAUUGUUAUACUAGUUCGAUGGGGAACGGUAUAGGGGGCAUUUAUGAGUGUGCGUUUCGUCUCAAGUGGGGAAGUUUGCGAGCUGGCAUUCGCUGCAGACAAAAUGAAGAGCUGUUACCAAACAACUGUGACAACGUGGCAUAUGAUCUCUACUCCAAUCAAAUUGUGCCAUUUCCUGGAUCCCUUCGCAAUGUAACACCAUAUCCCAUGCAAGGAUUUAAGGUAUUGGAUUUUGAAUUUCGCAACGAAAAUCCCGUAAUCCAUGCAUGUGUCUGUGUUGAUCAACGUGGAUACGAAACCUCCAGGAUCAUUUUAGAGUAUGACCAUCAAAAGCACUAUACCUACGGAAUUAAUAGCCAAAGCGCACUUCACACCUCACUCCCAUUCAUAUGGAUAGUUUGGCCGGAUACACAAGCGUUAGUUGAGGUACCAACAGCGCCAAUAUGUGUCAAGAUACAAGAUAUACCCCAGGAGUCUAUUGCAAUGCGCGUUGGGGAAACCUUGAACCUACAUUGUGGCAUUGAUUCCGCAGCGUCUUUGCAAUAUGACCCUUUCGUCCUUGGAACAGAUGAUGACGAUAUGGCAACGAUAUGGCUCCCAGAACAAACUGCAGAAUUUCAUUAUGCCAUUGAGCCAGCAGGAGAUGGAGUUGGACUUCUUCGUAUGAGAUACACAGAUUCGAUGGCCACUUCUUCGGGCAGUUUACGAAUCACCAACUACACCCACUUAACGGCAUAUAAAUCGUUAAGAAUAGAAACUAUUGGAAGCGCCAUUCUGAUCUCCAAAGAUUCUGUCCACAAGGACCACGCUCCGUUGACAUUCGUCUGCGGCAAAACACUUAAACCAUCUGGGGAGUCCGCCACCACUGGCAAUGCGUCCACCUCAAACACCUCUGUAGAACGUAAUUUGCAGGUCGAAGAAUCGCCAAAACAAUAUGCGUGGAGCCUAGUACACGUUAACAUCAAGACCACGGACCCCUACAUGCAAGGCUGCGGUGUCACCUAUGAAUCAGAUGAGUUGUUCAAGCCUGAGACACCCAAAAUCUACGAUGAGAACGGACAAGAAAUCGGCUGCAGGAUAGACCUACAGGCUGGGGGCGAGGCAGCAUUCUACUGCCCAGCACCCUACGUCCUGGACCCACCCAAUUGCUUUAACCAAGUUUACGUGAACGGAGACGUGACCAACGUAAACAACAUCAGCAAUUCGUUAGUAGCGUCACAUUCCAACCACUUCGUUACCUUGCGGUUCGACGGUUCGCAGAUGGGACCCGGAGAAGCGCUGCGCGAAACGCCGCCCUUGGAGUGCCGAUGUGUCACUAUCAAGGGUAUUGUUCUCUCCACCAUCCAGAUUGACAACUACUACGCCUAG
Babesia bigemina is the source of this 2895-nucleotide messenger RNA. RefSeq lists its product as hypothetical. The record is from RefSeq and is a predicted model, not a curated record. The transcript has a single exon. Lineage: Eukaryota; Apicomplexa; Aconoidasida; Piroplasmida; Babesiidae. The coding region runs from base 1 to 2895 and encodes 964 amino acids.